Rodentolepis nana is the source of this 2940-nucleotide messenger RNA. The record is from the annotation of a GenBank genome assembly. NCBI's taxonomy places the organism in Eukaryota, Metazoa, Platyhelminthes, Cestoda, Cyclophyllidea, Hymenolepididae.
AUGGUUGCAUUGUUCAUUUUUUGGGAGGUCUACUAUAGCGACAAAAUAACUCCCUAUUUUUUUGUUGUUUCUAUUAAGGUAUCUGAUAUGGACGAAAAUGGGGAAGACCAAGUUGAAUGUCGUUUGGGACCAAAUGACAAUUUUACUCUCCAAGCCGAUUCGCCCUCCUCCUCCUCCUCCUCCGGAGGCAAAUCCGAUCAUUUUGGAUUCGAUUCUGGGGCCUCUUUACCAGAGCAACUGAGCAAAAGAAUCAAUGAGUACCGAAUUCUUGCCAAGGUACCCUCAGAGCAUUCAUUCGUUACUUCCACAAAUCUCCAAAAUCGUUUGGACAGGGAGACGACGCCGACUCAGCUCCUCACCAUCAUCUGCAAGGAUAGGAAUGAAAAUCAAGCUGAGCGUCGAAUUCGAUUGCAUUUAUUGGAUAUUAAUGACAACCCUCCAGCGUUUACUAAUGGUAGCUUCUUCAAUUUCACUGUCUCAGAGAAUAGGGAGCCAGUUGGAAAUCAGCAAGUUUGGUUGGGUCGAGUUCAAGCUACUGAUCCAGAUUUGGGAGAAAAUGCUAGGAUCACCUAUCAUCUGGCUCCAGAACCAAAUGGCUACCAUGAUGGUCAAUUCGCUUCCGUUGCACAACAACUCUUUCGAGUUCAAGCAGACACGGGAGAUAUUUACGCUCAGAUAAGUCUAGACAGAGAGAAUGCUCCAGAUCACGGUGUCUACACCAUGAAUAUUCUUGCAGUUGAUCAUGGAAAACCCCAAUUAACUGGAACAGCUAGAGUUGAUAUCACGGUCCUAGAUGUUAACGACUGGCCUCCAGAAUUCACUCGAGAUAUUUACACUUUUGAAGUUCCUGAAGAUAUAGAAUUACGAAAGGUUGUCGGAGUGGUGGAAGCAAUAGACAGAGAUACCACAGCUGGACCAAACACUAUCACCUAUCGUCUGAAUCCUCCUAGAUCAGGAAUCGUGCAAAGGUCAUUGAAGAAUGAGAGUCUCGAGCGAGUGAAACGAGAUACUAUGCUUCUUCAUCAGCCCCUCUUCAUGCCCCAUUUGGAACCCUCCAAAGUCAGAGAUGAGAGACCACUGUCCUACUUCUCAAUCGAUAGCAGAACAGGGGAGAUUCGUGUGAUCAGAAAAUUGGAUCGUGAAACAAAUAGCUACUUCACAUUUGAAGUGCUUGCAAUUGAUUCUCCACUAUCAGGAUCUUCUCAAGUAUCUAUGACCCAGUCCUCCAACCAACUCCAACAAGGUUCAAGAAGAGGAUUCAAGGGGGGAGAAGUUUUUACAGCCACAGCAACGGUUGUUGUCACCCUGACAGACGUCAAUGACAACGCACCAGAAUUCCGCUAUCCAAACACAUCGAUUAUACUCCACAUGGCUCCAGGAGAAACCCUGGGACACAAGAUUCUCACUGUUCAAGCAAUAGAUACAGAUUAUGGCGAAAACUCUAGAAUCUCCUAUAGUAUUCGAUCAGAAAUUCCGAAUCCAUCUGAGGGCCCAGGGACGGGUAAUUUUGCUAUUGAUGAAACAAGUGGACUCAUCUUUCUAACUAGGCCCAUACAAGGACCGGUGAACCAUCGAUUAGUUGUUGAAGCUUGCGACCACGGGACUCCACCAAGAUGUACCUCAUCACCCCCUAUCCAAAUUGCGGUGUCUGAGGACGCAAAACUUGGCGGAGAUAGAGGUUCGGAAGUAGUCGGGGGUAGUGGAGGAGUACUAUCUUCACCGAACGGACCACUCGGUUUUCGUGGUUUAGACCGAUCCAACCCUGAUCCCCGAUACCCCGACUUAGAUGGUUUCUAUGGAGAUUUCUACAAUCCUUCCCCACCCCCACACCGUGUUGAAGUUAUUGCAGCUUGUCUCGUUGUCGUAUUUGGAGUUUUACUUCUUGCUGCGAUAGUUCUUGUCUGCCUUCUGAAACGACGUUCAUUGGGAAAUGGACAACACCAAAGGGUUCAACAGAACCCUCACAAUCAACAACAGCGGUUUGAUUAUGCCUGCACUCCGCUUUGGAAUUGUCAAUGGUCUCUCUUUAAGCACCAAAAGAAUGUGAAUUCCAACGGUAAGCGCGCUGCUCAACACUACGACCCGAAUCAUGUCCAGGAAGGCAUGGGUGACCCCCGAUUCUCUGAUGCUCAGAGUAUUGAAUCGUCUGUGGCGAAGGGAAUGCUUUCUACGGAUUCGAUCACAAAUGCAUUGGAGGAGGAAAAGAAACCGCUCUACUACGAUGGACUUGGGGUUCUUGCUCUGGACUCAAUGGGUCAUCGAGAAAUGCGCCAGCCAGUAGAAUAUUCUACAGCCAGUGGAAACGGAGGAAUGCAAGUUCCAGUUGUUUUCACAGGAAAUCCUCCACGUGUGUACGGAACUCUUCCGGUUGUUUCCACUAUCCUUUCUGACAGUCAUACUUCUGGCGGUACAAUGAUAGCAAGACCCGGUUUCCAUCAGAGAUCAUCUCGGGCGCAUCCUCAAACAAACAUCACUCCUCCUUCGCCAGACUAUCAAAGUCUAGACCAACUCGCUUCUCGACCUGUCUGGCAGACUAGUGGUGUAGAUAUGUUCACCUCGUCAAGAAACAAUCGCCAAAUCAAUAACCUCCCACCUCCAGCGUCUGCUUCUGGUUAUGGCUGUCUCAUCGAUCCACCUCGGAGAAAUAACUACUAUGAGGUAUCGAAUAACCCUUCGACAAAUCAUUCUCACCGACAAAGAAGUGCUACUCUAGGACGUCUGGUUACCAUGACAGAGGAAACCGACAAUGAGGAGGAAGGUGGACAAAUGGGUGGAGGUAGACGAAGGCAGGGCAUGUUGGGGUCUUCCAAUAAUGCGACCACCAAAUCUUACUCCCAAUUACAAGCGAUUACAACGGGAAAUACUGAGGAAAGUGGAGAGGAUAGAGACCGACCUACGAGGUACACUUAUCAGGCAAUACGAGAAGCAAGUUUUGUGUAA